This is a messenger RNA of Lolium perenne, 1824 nucleotides long. Its product is annotated as squamosa promoter-binding-like protein 17. Gene Ontology annotation, molecular function: DNA binding. Gene Ontology annotation, cellular component: nucleus. Lineage: Eukaryota; Viridiplantae; Streptophyta; Magnoliopsida; Poales; Poaceae. The record is from RefSeq and is a predicted model, not a curated record.
UGGCAUGUAACGGCAGGCGUCACAGCCUUUUCCUCAUACGUACUUCCUCCCCGGCAUGCACGGCCAGCACACGCGCAGCCGUUUUACCCAGCAUGGUAAGAGGGGCACUCCAUCUCCAUCUCCAUCUCUCCCGACUUGAGGAUCGAUCGAUCGAGCAAAGCAAAAGGUGCUGCCUGCUGCUGAGCUGAGCUGAGUGGUGACUAUAGCUAGCAUGACAGGUUGAGCGAGCGACCCACACUGGGCUGUCUCGCGGAGAGAGAGAGAGAGGGGGGUUUUUCAUUUGAAGGGCGAAUACUGGUCACUCGUGUGUGUUUUCCCCCCUCGCUCCCUCCUUCCCCCCCUCUCUCCUCCCUCGAGAGAGGAGAAGAGAGGGGCCCAAGAACCACCAUCAUCGCCACCCGCAACACAAAGCUAGCUAGGGAACCGCAAUGGAGAUUAGCAGCGGAGGCUGCGGCGGAGGAACCGGCGGAGGGGGCGGCGGGGACGACCAGCCGCUCCACGGCCUCCAGUUCGGCAAGAAGAUCUACUUCGAGGACGCAACGGCCCCCAGUGGUGGCAGCGGCAGCGGCACCAGCGCCAAUGCGUCGUCCUCCUCCAGGGCGCCCGCCGGAGCCGGGAGGAAGGGCAAGGCCGCGGCCGUCCCGGCGGUGCCCGCGCCUCCGCGCUGCCAGGUGGAGGGUUGCGACGUGGAUCUGAGCGGCUACAAGACCUACUACUGCCGCCACAAGGUCUGCUCCAUGCACUCCAAGGCGCCCCGCGUCGUCGUCGCCGGCCUCGAGCAGCGCUUCUGCCAGCAGUGCAGCAGGUUCCACCAGUUGCCUGAAUUUGACAAUGGAAAACGCAGCUGCCGCAGACGUCUCGCCGGUCACAAUGAACGCCGUAGGAAGCCGCCUCCUGGCCCUCUGGCAUCACGCUAUGGCCGACUCGCUGCAUCCUUUGAAGAACCCGGCAGGUACAGAAGCUUUCUGUUAGAUUUCUCCUACCCAAGGGUUCCGAGCAGCGUGCGGGAUGCUUGGCCUGCAGUUCGACCAGGCUACCGAAUGCCCAGUGAAAUCCAGUGGCAAGGGAACCUAGACCUGCGUCCUCACACGGGUUAUGGCCCACAUGCAUAUGGCAGCCACGGCUUCCCCAGUCCAGAGCUCCCUCCAGGCGGGUGUCUCACAGGGGUCGCCGCCGACUCAAGCUGUGCUCUCUCUCUUCUGUCAAGUACUCAGCCAUGGGAUACCACCACCCACGGUGCCAGCCACGACCAUCGGUCCGCGGCAAUGUCCGCGGCCGCGGGCUUCGACGGCAACCCUGUGGCAGUGUCACCCUCCAUCAUGGCGAGUAACUACAUGCCGCCACCAUCGAACCCCUGGAAUAGCUCCCGGGGUCACGAAGGCGGGCGGACGGUGCUGCAUCAGCAGCUGCCACAUAACGUCCAACUGCACGAGGUUCACCCUGCAGCAGGCUCUAGCCAGCAUGGCCACUUCUCAGGUGAGCUCGAGCUAGCUCUGCAGGGAAACAGGCCAGCACCUGGACCACGUGGCGAUCAUGGCAGCGGUGGCAACACAUUUGACCACCCUGGAAGCUCGUCGAACUGGUCCCUGUAGGGGCCAUUUCAACUAAGAAUCCUUAGUCCGCGCAAAGAGCCAUGGAACUGAAGAACUGCCAGGAUGUUGCCUGCGCUCAUUGCUACCUUCUGGUCACAAGUAUGGGAAGGAAAAUCCGAAGUGACAGGCGAAUAAUUUGUUCUUGAUGCAUAACGUCCAUGAACUCCUAAUUAUUUGCGCCCAUGUAAACCUCCAUGAAUUCAAGUAUCAGUAUGCUUAUCGAGGACUUUUA